Echinococcus granulosus is the source of this 4053-nucleotide messenger RNA. Its product is annotated as Down syndrome cell adhesion molecule-like protein. Bases 1 to 4053 code for a protein of 1350 amino acids. Gene Ontology annotation, molecular function: protein binding. The transcript is spliced from 18 exons. The record is from RefSeq and is a predicted model, not a curated record. NCBI's taxonomy places the organism in Eukaryota, Metazoa, Platyhelminthes, Cestoda, Cyclophyllidea, Taeniidae.
AUGGUCUGGAGGGAUGAGAAUGAAUCCCCACGGCUGGGAUCGUCACCGAUUUACAGACACGCGAUCGUCUUCGAGAAAUGUCAUCCAACACCUGAGAGUCCCACCAUCGUAAUGUACUAUAUGUUCGCGGAUUUUACGCGCACCACUUCGAUCCCUACACCACCGCUGUUGCCUGCCCUCUUGAUUAAGGUUGUUUGGACUGGCCCACGACACGAGACAAAUUCAGUUAUCCAAGUGGUCAAAGGUCAAACCACCGUAACCUUAGCUGGCCUUCUAGCAAACACCCGCUAUGAAAUCCAAGUUGCAGCGAGCAAUCGUAAAGGCCGUGGACCUCUUUCCCCAAAAAAGAUUUGUUCUACUACAGAAGCACCACCAGAAGCACCAGAGAACGUAAAAGCGUUACCAGUGAAUGAGACGUGCGUUAUGGUUUCCUGGUCCCACCCGAGCCGUCCACAGGGUCUGACUCGUCUCUACUGCCUAGCUGCUUACAGACAGGACAGCCUUUAUCGAUCCGCCGGUGCUUCUGCUGCCACUUCUGCUACUGCCACCGCUACCAUUGGCUCUGGUGUUACAGCUGGCCCUCGUUGUAUUAAACCGGAUUUCAGUAAACCCUAUAACUACUAUCUCUUUUGCGACCUGAGUCCACAGUAUCUGUACAACUUCUCGGUAAUGGCGAAAAAUCGGUUUGACGGAAGGAAAGCCUAUGUGUCAUCGGUGGCUCCGGCUUCUCAUUCUGCCGUGUCGAUUAUUUCUAUUGGUGGAACAAUUGUGGCUCAAGAGAGGAUGCGCGUACUGAUGGAUUGUUUGGUAGCUGGAUACCCCCCUGUUGAAUGGACAUUCGGAAUGGUCAAUGAUGUGCAACAGCUGGACAAUGGAACACUGAUUAUCGAAUCUGUUGAAACAAGACACUCUGGUCGAUAUGUUUGCCGGCAUGGGGAUGACUCCAUCUCCUAUGAGCUGAAGGUCCAAGCUCUUUCCAACGAUCCACCCAAACCCCCGGUGUUCCACAAACUCACACCGAGUCUUCGCAACAUCCAGGUGGAAUGGCUUUCUCCCGGUUCUAGGCGGCCAGACGCACCGAUUACGUGGUUCCACCUUGAUUGGACCAAUGAGUACACGGGUCUGAAAGACUCUGUUCGACUCCCAGCUGAUCGGCGGACCUACUACCUGUCAAAUUUGACAUGUGCCACAACGGUUCGAUUUCAAAUGCGUGCUGAGAAUCAGUUUGGGCUGAGCGCUCUUACAGAACCAAUUUCAGCUAGCACCGAAGGCUCUGCUCCACUCUUUGUCGGUGAAACGGACAUGGUACCGUCUGAAUUGCGUUCGCGAAACUGCGCCACCUUCAAUUUUUCCGUCUUUGCUCCCGGUAGCAACUGCUCUCCUAGUGUCUAUCGAUUUCGAGUCUGGCCAGCUGCUGACGGUUCUGAUGCUGAUCCCUCCUCGUCUUCUCUACUCACUGGAGCUUCAUCUUCCUCUGGGGGUAAUUCCGCUGCCUCCACUGCUUCCGCUACGCCAGGCGCCUUUUCCGUUCUCCAUUUCAACCUCACUCUGACAAAACGCGAUCUCUUCAGUCUGGACAAUAAGCCCUGGAAUCGACGGUGUUGCUACAACUUGAGUGGUCUCCAUCCUGGCUCGUACUAUCAGUACCACGUCGUGGCUGAGAAUCCAGCUGGAAAGACACCGCAUUUCGGAUACUUCUGGACGCGAACCGUUGGUGGAAUUCAACCACGGGAAGGUGCCAGCACUCGUUUCGGUCGGACAAGUUUUCUAAGCCAACCUACCAUCACCGUUCCACUGACAAUAUUCUUUGUUGUGCUCUUUGUCGCUCUCGUUUGCCUCUUCUUCUACUGUCGACAUCGACGACUGGAGGCGGAACUGAAUCCCACGGCAAAACCGACGGUUGGGAGACCGAUUCUUAAUGCUAACCUUGCAGAGGGGCAUCCACACUUUCAACAGCAACAACAGCAUAUCCAACAAAUGCAGCAUCCAGUUUUUCAGACUGCAGCUGGUGGAAGACAUCGCGGAACGUUGCCACCGAUUCCGGUUAAUGAAGACAAGGCUGACUAUCAUGCAGAAGGAAAAGUGAGGACAGGAGGAGGGUUUCUGGGUCGUUGGGGUCGAAGCUCCCGACUUUACGAUCAAGGCAGAGCAGGAACCAUUCUCCCCCCGCAGAUCAUCCCUCCUUCGGCUGCUAUUGAACCAGAUCGUUUGUCGACCAGUUCCAUGGACAGCACUGGUAAUCUAAACCCUUACGCUACGUAUGCAGCUGGUGGAAUUGAGGAGGAGGUUACACAGCCGGUGGCUUCCAAGUCUUCCACAACUCUUCAACCAUCGGCUAGAUCUUUGACCGCCGUCAGAACUCUAGACGUUCCCAUUAGUUCGGCUAAUACUGCAGGUGGUGCAACACGAAUGUACAAGACUUUCAAAAAAGGCUAUCCCCUUGAAAGACAGCAAUCCUACAUGCACCAGUACCACUACCCGGAUCUUGGGAAUCCCGAGACGGAGGGCCUUCUCGAAGCCACUCGUCGCGGAAAUACCGCAACCGCUGGUCGAGUUCAAGGUCGUUUUCUACCCAUCGGUGACCCAAGGACAAUUCGUGGACUCAGUAGUCGACAAUUUCAACAUCAUGCUUUGUUGGAUCCCCCACUUCAUCAACCCUACGUCAAUAAUGACGACGAUCUCGUGGAUGAUGACGAAGACAUUGAUUUCUUUGGUCCUCACCCACUCCUAGCCCACCGGCGAAUUAAUUCAUCUGAGUCCCUUCAACAACACGUCUUCCGACAAGGCCUUUUCCCAUCAACUACCUAUCAUCGGGGCUAUGCAAGACCUAGAGGCAACAACCCCACUGUUGGAAAUAUUGCAACAGCUGGACCUUCUAGUGGAGGUGCAGGAGGACCGAAUUCCGGGGUUUUCUACGACACUCGGAAUUCUCAUCUUGCGUUGGAUCCGCUCACAGCGGCCUAUCGCGGAAGUGUGCUCAGUUCAACGACGGUAUCGUCUAAUCAAGACGAGCUGAUGCAAGCCUAUGAGUAUGGACGCAAAAACGGCCGAUUCUUGGCGACUGUAGGAGGGACUGGAACAGCAGUUGCUGUGGCAACAACAGCGUCGGGAGAGGUGGGAGCCGUAGCGCCUUCAUCGACGGUGGUGAACGCUGGAGGUGGUGGAUCGGGAUCUAGUGAAACUACGGAUCCUGGAAUAUGUCAAUUUACGCAACAGCCACCAAUGCCGGAUGAAAUGGACGGUCGGCUACCUAACGGCACAAUCGACGUCUCUCGUCGUGGCGCACCAUCUACUCGUCCCGGACUGGCAGCAAUGGCUAUCGCUAGUGAAGCUCUGCCUCCUGCUUUCCUAAAACGUCAGCUGUCCGAAUGCCCCUCGGAAAUGACCGACACCUAUGCUUCGGUUGACUAUUCAGCCAUGGGAGCUACUCAAUCUCGUGCUGUUGUCCCUCUUCGUGGUGGACCCUCAUCCAAAUUGCCGACGAUUCCGCAGAACCAACAGCUUCUUGCAGCAAGGAUAGAGUUCCCUGAUCUGGAGAGCGAUUCCGGAAUGUCUGGGUUGGCUCGCGGGGCUAUCCCAAUGCCCGGAUACCAUCGACAGUCCAGCCAGCAUAGUUACUACUAUCCAACGGCUGCGACAGCGGCGGCGACGGCUGUGGGAGGAAGUUACUAUGGGCAGCCGGUUGGACGACAACAUCGAUCCACUAUACGUGCUUCCAUGGUUCGAAGACAAGGGUCAAUGACUGAAGGAGGUGGCAGUGGAAGCCCUAGAAGUAGGCAGCAACAGCAGCAACAUUAUCAGAGCCGGAAGAGCACCGCUCGUGGCACCAGCAACAAUAACGCCAGCGCCGCCUCCACCGGCUACAGCUCAGCCUCCCGAAGCAUCGUCGUCUUCGAUUCCUCCGACGGAAGGGCGCGCCAACAGCAACACCACCACCAACAACAACAACAACCAUCAACCUCGACAGGAACAGCUGUGGCGACGACGACAGGACCUGUUGAAGCCACGGAGGACGAAGAGAAUAUCUACACCUCGGAGUUUGUCCUGGUCUAG